GCGUUGCCGACGGACCUGGAAAGAUAGGGUCAACGCAACUGACUCAACGGAAAGCAUUUCAAAGCUCGCAAGUGAAGAGUUAAAAGUACUUUUCUUACAUCUCCUUGUCGAGGGUAGGGGUAGUUACCCCUCUUGGCGUAUAUAUACCCCCCCAAUUCGGUCAAUUUCCCUCACUCAACACAAACAUGAAUAUACCAACAACCAACUUAUCCAAACCACCGGUUACCUGUUCGCCAUCACAAUUGCAAUGGCACUAUCCGUCACGGUCUUCGUAAAGGACAUCCUCACUCUCAUCACAUUCCGCGCGCCAUCUGCUGACGCACCGGAAUAUCCUCGCAUUGCCGUUAUGGUCAAGGUCGAAGUCACCACCACACAAUACUCGACGAUUGAACCUUCGUCGUCGGUAUUCUCCAACUCUACUUUGAUUAAAGUAUCAUCGGAAUGCUACAGCGGCACACGAAUAGGCAAGCGUAACUGCUUGUCCUAAAUUAUACAAUAUUGAUUAACGGUCGACAUCACUACCAAGACUGUCAACGAUAGCCCUUUCUCCGUGCAAAGAUGAUUGUCUUAUCAAUCAGCACCCUCGCGUAUAUGAUUCCAUUCCCUCAUAGUCGAGGAUUCGGAUUGUACGACAGGCUCAAUAGUCACGUCGUGCGAGCCAGACACGUCUAUUUCUACUUAAGGAUGGAGAAUAUGUCCAGUGGGCGAGGAAGUAGAUUAAGGCAUUAGACACCAUGAUCAAUCAUACAGGUCAUUGCAGUCGUUAUAGUUCUGUCGCAUACUAUACAAUCUGUUUUGCAUAUUUCGAUAUGUUCAAACCUUGUUUUCGAAAUAGUGUCAUAUGAAAAGAAUUU
Molecule: messenger RNA, 854 nt
Organism: Desarmillaria tabescens
Lineage: Eukaryota; Fungi; Basidiomycota; Agaricomycetes; Agaricales; Physalacriaceae
Exons: 4
Coding region: 248-487 (79 amino acids)
Source: RefSeq, a predicted model, not a curated record